UGAAGUUGGCGGGACGCGGGAACGCUCCGGCCCCGGAACCGCCCUCGGGUUGCCACGGGCCAUUGGGCCACCGCGCGCUCCCUUUGUGCGCUGGGAAAUUCCGGCGCUCGGGUUGCCCAAGCGGGGGGACCACCGGGCCGGGCGUGCACCCCCCCAAUCCGGAAAUGCCGAGCCUUCGUUCGGGAGGGGAAGGACCCAGAUUUCCCGGAAGGCAGCGCCUCCCCUCGGCCGGCCCCCGCCGGGCGCUAUAAGAGGCCCCACGCGCCGGGUCGCGGCCCCAGUCUGCGCCGCGCAGGGCUCCCCGCUCGCCCGCGCCUCGCCAUGAGCCCCCGCGCCCCCCGCUCCGCGCUGCCCGCGCUCCUGGCGCUGUUCGCGGCUCUGCUGCCAGGCCCUGGAGGUGCCACGCUGACCGUGGUCCCCCAGGAGGCCACAAUCCUGAGGGGCAGCAGCCUGGAGGUGAACUGCAGUGACUCCUGCUCGUCGCUGGGCCUGGAGACGCCGCUGAACAAGCAGGAGGUGGACCGGGGCGCCACGUGGAAGACGUUUCUGCUGAGUGAUGUGCAGGAGGACAGCAGCCCCAUCUGCUUCUCCAACUGUGGCCUCCGCCAGGCCUCGGGGCACGUGUCUAUCACCGUGUACUGGUUCCCAGAGACUGUCACUCUGGCAUCGCUACCCUCCUGGCAGCCGGUGGGUCAAAACUUCACUCUGAGCUGCCAGGUAGCGGGAGGGGCGCCCCGGAACAACCUCACAGCGGUGCUGCUCCGCGGGGAUGAGGAGCUGAGCCGGCAGCCUGUGCCAGGAGUUCCCAACGACGUGGUGAAGGUCACGGCCACGGUGCGGGCGCGCCGCGAGGACCACGGCGCCAAUUUCUCCUGCCGCACGGAACUGGAUCUGCGCCCCCAAGGACUGGGACUGUUCGAGAACAGCUCGGCCCCCAGGCAGCUCCGAACCUAUGUCCUGCCCGAGACCCUCCCGAGCCUUGAAGCUCCCACGCUCGUGGAAGUGGGCAGGGAGUGGCAAGUAGCCUGCACCCUGGACGGGCUGUUCCCAGUGUCAGAGGCUGAGGUCUACCUGGUGUUGGGCGAUGACCCGUUGCGUACCGUGAUCACAUACCGCGAAGACUUUAUCUCCGCACGGGCCAUGGCAAUGGCAGCCGAGGAGGGGGAGCAGCAGCUGAAAUGUACACUGACGCUGGGCACGGAGAGGCGGCAGACCUCCAAGACCUUGAUGUUCUACAGUUUCCAGACUCCCAACCUGUCCCUGAGCGCGCUGGAGGUCCCUGAAGGGACGGUGGUGAACGUGGAGUGCGAGGCCCAGCCUGGAACAUUGGUGACGCUGAACGGCGUCUCAUCUGGGACCCGGACUGCCCAACUCACGUUCAAUGCCAGUGCAGAGGACCACGGGCGGACCUUCUUAUGUUCCGCCCUACUGGAGGUUGCUGGACAGCGGCUACAGAAGAACCAGACGAAGAGGCUGAACGUCCUGUACGGCCCCCUUCUGGACCCCAGCGAUUGCCCACGGAACUGGACCUGGGACGAAGGUUCCCAUCAGACCCUGAGGUGCCGACCUCGGGGAAAUCCAAACCCCCAGCUGGAGUGUCUCCGGAAGGGAGACAAGUCUUCGCUGCCCAUUGGGGACCUCAGGCCUGUCAAGGAGGAGAUCCAGGGCACCUACGAGUGCCGGGCCACCAGCUCCCAGGGUGUGAUUACCACGGAAGUGGUCCUGAUUGUGAUCUCUAAACCUAGAAAUAAUUUGCCCAUCAUCAUCACGUUGACAGUUCUGGUACUCCUGGCCAUUGUGAUCGGAAUAGCAUACUGGGUUAACCGACAGCGGAAGAUCAGGGAAUACAAGCUCCAGAAGGCCCAGCAAGAGGCAGCCUUGAAGCAGAAAUUGGCGGCCACACCCCCCUGAACCCGCCCAGGGCCACGGGUCGCCCGCUCAGCCCCCAGCACGGUGGCCCGGAACUGAAAUGAAUAGUAGAGGGCAGACACAACCCCCUCCCGAAGAUCUCUGGGGCAGGAGAAAGACCUUCGUGGGAACGCAGACAGCACUUGGGAACACACGGAGGAACCUCGGACUUCACACCCACUGCAAACCCAGGACUGGGCCACGAGAAGGGGACAGGACUUGGGGGUGACCAAACUACACCUGGCCAGUCACACAUCCGGGAGCCAUAUGCCUCCAAUAAUGGGGACUCCCCAGGCAGGCAAGCGAGUAGAUUGAUACUCAUCCCUCUUACACGUGCCCGGAUCCUUCGGGUCUAAGGAAAUGGCUCCGGGCCAGUUCAAGCAGUACCAAAACACAAAUCCCUGUUCCUUCCUCUUGACUGAUGCCUGCUGUCCCCUCUCUCUGACUCCCGAUGACAUAUUUAUUCAUUUGUUCUUUUCCUAGCUAUUUAUUGUCUUCGGGGUGGGCUAGCACAGUCAGCAGGAGGAACUUAGCUUCCUUCCCCCGGUCUAAUCUUGUUUUGGGUUGUCAGGCACAGUGGUCCAGGCUGUGCACCGCACAAGGGGACCGGCCCAAAGAUGGUGGGUUGGAAUUCCCAUGGUUGGCCAAGGUGCCGCGCCUUAGGAGCUGAGCCACGGUGACAUGGUUGAGCUGGUGACAUCUGCAGAUCAACUGCUGGGCCCUAAUUCUCCCCCAGGCCCCCAGGACACCACCUCACCACUCUCUGCCACAUCUCUGCUACGGUUCUAUUUUUUUUUUUUUUUUUGCUUUUUUGGGUCACACCCGGCAUUGCACAGGGGUUACUCCUGGCUCAUGCACUCAGGAAUUAUACCUGGCAGUGCUCGGGCGACCAUAUGGGAUGCUGGGAAUUAAACCCGGGUUGGCCGCGUGCAAGGCGAACCCCUACCUGCUGUGCUAUCACUCCAGCCCCCCUGAAUUUUUUUAACUACUUUAUUUUUUGGUUUUUGGACAACACCUGGAGAUGCUCAGAGCUGACUCCUCCUGGCUUUGUGCUCAAGGAUCACUCCUGGUGGGCUAUGGGGGACCCUGCAGGGUACCUGAGCUAGAACCUGGGUUGGCUGCUUUGAAGGUGACCAAUCAGGCCUACUUAUUUAU
This is a messenger RNA of Sorex araneus (European shrew), 3063 nucleotides long. RefSeq names its product intercellular adhesion molecule 1 (gene ICAM1). The record is from RefSeq and is a predicted model, not a curated record. Gene Ontology annotation, cellular component: membrane. NCBI's taxonomy places the organism in Eukaryota, Metazoa, Chordata, Mammalia, Eulipotyphla, Soricidae. Gene Ontology annotation, molecular function: integrin binding. Gene Ontology annotation, biological process: cell-cell adhesion. Bases 322 to 1911 code for a protein of 529 amino acids. The transcript is spliced from 7 exons.